AUGCCAUCUCAGCGAGGUUACGCCUCAUCGCAGCAGCCACAGGCAGGGCCGAGCGACCCAGCAAAGACGCAAGCGCAGGCGCAGACACAAGCGCAAGCACAGGCACGCUCGCAGCGUCUUCGUGUUCAGCCGCCGAGGCAUAGAGGACGAGGAGGAGGAGGAGCAGCGCCGCAACACCCGCAGCCGCCCCCAAAGAGUAGUCUCGAUCUCGCCUGGUCAUACUCGCGCUCCCAGGCACACGGAGCACUCCAGCUACAGUCCUCCCCUUCCUUCACAGAAAAGCAUUGGGCUGGGCCUCACAACCAUUUGGGCGAUCGAGAUAGCAACGACUCGGCUGAGGACGAAGGCGAUGAAGAUGGGGAGGACGAGGAGGAGGACGAAGACGACCUACCCUCGAGAGGCGACGAGGACGAGGAGGAUGAAGACGUGACAAUAAUGGAAGGUCUGGAAGGAGCAAGCACACGUCCUUCGCACCCUCAAGUGCGCAAGCUUGCAGCAGAAGAAAUGCGCGGCCGGCAACGUCCUCGCUCUUCUCGCUCGCGAGACCGCGAGGUCAAGAGACUCACUGCCAGCGACGUCGUCAUAGACUCUUCCUCGGCGGCUGCGGCUGCAGCGGAGCGCAGAGGACGAAGACGAAGUCCGAGAGACAGCAGUGUGGGUAGUAGUCUGCUCGUUCUCCCUGCUCCUGGUCAGGGCCAGGAUCUGGCUGGCGGAAGCGGAUCGGCCGAGCCGCGCGUAGGAAGCCAUUAUGAGCGCUACAGCUUGCGCUCUUCGUCCCGAGACAUGGAGAGCGAUGAGGAAGGUGAUGGAGAAGCACAGCUGGCGCGCAGGCGUCGACCCAGGUUUAGGCGACACAGCAGCUCGUAUCGGAGUGAUGGCUCCCCAGCGGCAGCAGCGCCCACGGAGCAGCAUCAGCAGGACGGUCCCAGUCGUAGAGCGAACGAGACUACGCCACUGCUGAGGAGGCAGGGUUCUAUGGUGCGCAGUCAGUCCACACCGCUGUCUAUGGCACGGCCGAGGACACCCCGCCUCGAGGGGAUGGAGGGCGUAGCGGCACUGGGCGCGGAUGGGCGAGGGGAGGAAGGGGCUGAUACAGGGGCGAGGGCGACCAGCUGGUGGGCACGGCUGUGGGGCAGCUUGACGAGCUGCGUAUGUGUAGGGAAGAGGAGGUGA
Jaminaea rosea is the source of this 1173-nucleotide messenger RNA. RefSeq lists its product as hypothetical. Bases 1 to 1173 code for a protein of 390 amino acids. The record is from RefSeq and is a predicted model, not a curated record. NCBI's taxonomy places the organism in Eukaryota, Fungi, Basidiomycota, Exobasidiomycetes, Microstromatales. The transcript has 2 exons.